AUGAUCUUCUCCGACAUGUACAGGUCGCCGCGCUCGCCGCUCUCCAAGAUUCGACAUUCCGUCUUCGCUGCGCCUCUGCCGCUACCCCAUGCGGACUACGAUGUCGACCUUCUUAGCAAGGACAAGGCCAAGCAGAAGGAGGCCGUCAGACGUCACCUCGAGGAAAAGGUGCGCAACGAUUGGGACUUUGUUUGGCCGCCUGUGUCGGCUGCCGCCUCGGUGCCCGCGCCUGUACCUCCUCAGUCAACCGAAAACGACGACGACGUCGCAGCGGACCCCACUCCUCAGCCACCAGCUGAGACAUCCCCUUCUGAACCACAAUUUGGGGACGACUCGGUGACAGCCGCCGCGGAGAGGAAUCGCGAGUCCACGGAGGAGGCGCUAGACGACGGCCCUGACAGCGACGCCGAGUCUGUCUACAGCACCGUGUCGGAAGAUCCUGUCCACUACCGGCCACGACUCGACUGGGUAUCGGAUCUCUCCGACGACGAGGCCCCACCCAUGUCUCUCUCGCCCUUCCGCUUCGACACGCCCGAGGCGAUAGGCGCCGCCGUCAAAGCCUCAGUCGUCGACAAGCAGGCACAGCGGAGGAGAGCUGUUCGCGAAGAGAUUCAGUGGAACGAGGGUCUCGCCUGCUUUGAGGCCCGCCGCAAUGCCUGGACGGGCGCGAAAACGGUCCGCGUGCGCCAGAAGCCCAUCUCUCCAUCCACCUCUUUUGCGUCUCUGUCGCCCAAGCGGCUCUUCCAGCGCACAUCUGUGCCCCCUUCUCCCGCGCACCACAGCUCGCCUCCUCAGCAGCGCCGCAGCAACGACGCAUCUACCACAAACUCGGACGGCUAUGAUUCGAAAGAUGGCAGUCGCGACCUCAGCGCCCAGCGCUCCAAGGACUCAUCGCAUUCCACGACUUCGGCUCCGUCCACCGCAGCGUAUUCCGUCGAGACGCUGCUGCCCCUCGCACCACCCCUCCUCCCGCCGAAUAACCCCAUGCGUGCCUCCAUCACGCCGGCCGUGUACCUCUCGCUCUACGAAAAAGUCAUUCUCCACAAUCUCACGCCGUCCUGUCCGGUCAACCUCUCUGACAUGAUCCGUGCGUGCGUCACGGGCUGGAAGCGCGACGGCGAGUGGCCGCCCCGCCCGGCGCCCGCUGACCCCAUGAGCCUCGUGGCCGUGCGGAAGAAGAAGCGUGCCUCGGCGGGGGCAGGUGACGGUCUCGGCACCGCGAGACGCAUGAGUUUUGGUUUCCUCGGCCGAGGCGGAGGCGGGGAGAAGGCCGGCGCCGAAGAGAGCAAGGGCGUCGCCAAGGGGAUCAGGGGCAGCCUGCAGCGAGUUCUGGGCAUCGGCCAUCAUGCUGCGACUCCGAAUGGAAAGAGUGCCGUGGCUUGA
This is a messenger RNA of Verticillium alfalfae VaMs.102, 1383 nucleotides long. RefSeq lists its product as hypothetical. The record is from RefSeq and is a predicted model, not a curated record. The coding region runs from base 1 to 1383 and encodes 460 amino acids. Lineage: Eukaryota; Fungi; Ascomycota; Sordariomycetes; Glomerellales; Plectosphaerellaceae. The transcript has a single exon.